CUUCAGUUGUUGCUCAGCACACACGGGCAUGACAUCGCCUAAGUCAGGAAUAUACUAGAACUUCAUCUGGACUAUAUUACCACAAAGUCACAAGUCCAAGAACGUUACGUGUUAGCAAAAGGGCAUUGCGUUGCCCACCCGGAGUCUAAACAUGACUCUGCCAGUGUUAUCUGUGGUUGGGACCGUCCUGCUGCUGGCGGCAUGGACCUCGGCCCAAAUUCAGCCCUGUGAUCCCCUGAACUCCAGCGGCGGGUCAGAGUUUCAAACGUUGUUUGUGUCCGUAGAGGAAGCAAGUGCUUUGGCUUUAACCCAAGCCCAACAGAGUGGUUCAAUGGAUAAAUAUCGAGGGAGAAUAGAAAUUAGCGGAAGGAUAAAUGAUAACAUACAGCUGACUCUGCAAGACCAGAACGGAAGGGUUGGCUGUCUAGACAAAUUCAGUAUUGUUACUGGUAGUACUCCGGACGUUUUCUACCUCCAGCUUAAGGCAGGCGUGGAUCGCGAUGGUGCUACUGCAUCAACAUUAGACGACUUGGUUGCAUAUUACUGUACCAUUCAGUGCAACACAGCUGGCAGAAACACUAUCUUCCUACCUGUGACGAUUACAAUUAAAGAUAUCAACGACAAUCCGCCUGCUUUUGUUGAUGCUCCCUACUCCAGAACGGUUAAUGAGCUGACCCCAAUUGGGACAACCGUGUUCAGAAGGAUCUCUGCCACAGACAAGGAUGGCGAAGGAAACAAAGAAGUGGACUUUACCUUUACCUCUAGUGUUGGAACACCAGGGGCGGACAAGUUUGCCAUCGAUUUGCCAAGGCAGGGAUUUGUUACUGUUAGUGCUACUCUGGACUUUGAGACACUCUACUAUCAGUACCAGACCGAUACGUAUAACCUGACCAUAAUGGGCAAGGACACGGGGACACCGUCUCUGUCGGCUACCACACAACUUGUGAUCACCCUAGAGGAUGGCGAUGAUCUGGGUCCUAUGUUUGUCUACACUGACUGUAUCACCCACAUCGGUCUCUAUCCUAUAUGCAUAGAACCAGAGCUCACAGCCAACGUUAUUUCCAACACAGUGCCUGCGGGUGGAAUUGUCCAAACUUACCCAUUAACUGGUAGGGUCACCGAUCAACCAGUUGCCAUCCGGGCCAGAGACCAAGAUACCCUGAAUGCAGCGAUUGCCUUUUCCCUUGAAAGCACGGACUUUUCCACCUACUUUUCCUUGUCAACACCAACAAAGGACUCUGUAGGCGGUGUAGAUUUUUAUGAAGUAAACCUGAUUCAACAACAAGCAAUUGACCGAACGAUAACAAAGGAAUUCUUUCUGAUUAUUAGGGCAGAAGAACAGACGACAAACCGCCGUUUUGCCACCACGAGAAUAAGCGUUACUGUGAGUCCAUCCAACCGUUUUGCACCCACGCUGAGCACCAACACUAUUGCAUUUACGGGCUAUGUGCAGGAGAAUGCCCAAGUUGGGACGAUGGUCACUAAUCAAGCCAGAGAUCAAGUGCUCAAACUGACUGUCCUGGAUCAAGAUGUGACUGCGGGAGAUUCUCCGGGCACAUAUGACCUCUCAAUUGUCGGUCCCUCCCCAUUCGCCGUGUCAUCCGAUGGAUUUGUAAGCGUGGCCAGCAGUGUUCUGGAUUAUGAAACCACCCGGCAGUACACACCUGUGGUUAUGGUGCGCGAGACGGACACGACUGAUCGGCUUAGCUCUUCAGUGACUCUCACCAUUAAUGUGCUAGAUAUGAACGAUUAUGCGCCAGUCUUUCCACAGGGAGGCUACAGUAGUAGCAUUCCGGCCCGGGACUACAGCACUGCUGGAAGCCGUCAAGUCACGACAGUUCUGGCUACAGACUCGGACUCGGGGCUUAAUGGUCAGAUCACCUAUUCCAUCACCUCUGUCACUAAUGGUGGAGCAGGGAAAUUCGCCAUCAGUGAUAUCCCCAACAAUAAUGGAGCUACAGUCAACGUCAUUGGCUCGGUCACUAGGGGUGAACAGUAUGCACUUACCAUUAGAGCUACAGACAAGGCUACUGUUGGAAAGCUGAGUGGAGAGACUGUGCUUGUGGUUGAUGUGGUUGCUGAUGGAAACACUCCUCCUCAGAUAGGUGCCAGUCGGUAUGAUGUCUUUGUCAGCGAAGGUGUCCCUGUUGACUCUCGGAUAUUCAGUAUUCCGGCCACUGAUGAAGAUGGAAACUCUCUCAGCUAUCUUAUAAGCAGUGGCAAUUUGGCGGGAGACUUUGCCAUUAGCGCUAGUGGAGAAAUAACCAACAUCGAUACUUUGGACCGUGAAACGAUUGCAUCCUACUCUCUUGUCGUGCUUGUCCGGGAUAAUGCCUCACCACAAGGGUCUGCAUCGACUACUGUGAGCAUAUUUGUGACCGACAUUAACGACAACAGCCCCAGGUUUAGCCCAUCAACAUACAGGUUCUCUGUACAGGAAGGACUGGCCGAUGUUCUCGUGGGAACAGUUACAGCGACUGAUGCUGAUCAGCAGAACACCGAUCGUUCAGCCAUAACCUACCCGCCCCUGGCAUCAUCAAAGUUUCGCAUCGAAUCCGACACUGGCAAUAUUUUACACCGUGUUGGUCUGGACUAUGAGACCGAGCGUACACACAUCCUGACGGUGGUCGCCAGUGACUUGGCCUCAGACGUGCGCUCUUCAACCGUCUCCGUGACGAUCAGUGUUGUGGAUGUGGCAGACUAUGUUCCUAGAUUUGUGCCCGUUGUCUACCAGGCGGUUGUGCCGGAGAACCAAGCAAAUCUUUUUUGUUACUAUGGUGGUCUGCUGUUGAUCAGGACACCCAGAAAAGUGUGGGAGUACAAGUUCUUGACUGGAGAUCAUCGUUUCUUCAGUCUUCAGUCUGAUGGGACAAUUCGUACAGCGCAAGCACUUGACUACGAGACCAUUAAUGACCAAACGACUUUUCCACCUGUGAUUGGUUCCAUACCUGGUGGGAUAAUUCGUCUGGAGUCGGCACCCGUUGGUAAUGAACUUGUUCAGGUGACAGCCACAGAUGGUGACCCCACCGGUAAGCUCCCGUUCUUCUGCGACCACCCACCCACCCACAUGCAAUUCAUCUUGAACACGGACAACAGCAGGAUUCGGUACAGCAUUGUCAGUGUCAACCCAGUUAGUGGAGGCGACCUGUUCUAUAUUGGCCCCGAGUCUGGUCGGCUGGUCAUCCGCUCUCCACUGACUAGUGAUGCCAACAGACCGUCCCAGUAUCAGAUCAGCAUUCAGGCUGAAGACUUGGGUACCCCGCCACUAACGGGCAACUCGGUGGUAACUCUUGUGGUCCAGAGAAACCGAUACGCCCCAGUUUUCUCGCCAUCAAGCUUCUCAAAAACCAUUCAACACACCUUUCCAGUAGGAAGUGAAGUACUGUCUGUUAAGGCCUAUGACAACGAUACUGUGGUAAGACUGGCCUAUGCCUUCCACAUUAGACACAAUGGAUUUGAUUAUUGA
This is a messenger RNA of Liolophura sinensis, 3466 nucleotides long. RefSeq names its product cadherin-99C-like. Gene Ontology annotation, cellular component: plasma membrane. The record is from RefSeq and is a predicted model, not a curated record. Bases 152 to 3466 code for a protein of 1104 amino acids. Lineage: Eukaryota; Metazoa; Mollusca; Polyplacophora; Chitonida; Chitonidae. Gene Ontology annotation, biological process: homophilic cell-cell adhesion. Gene Ontology annotation, molecular function: calcium ion binding. The transcript is spliced from 25 exons.